AUGUCUGCCUCUGGAGUUGGUUCUGAGUACGAUAUCAUCUUCGCCGGUGGCGGAACCGUCGCCUGCGUCGCUGCUGGUCGACUUGCAGAGGCAGAUCCCAGUCUCAGGAUUCUGCUUAUCGAACAAGGACCGGAUACUCGCAACCUACCAGCACACAUCCACCCCGCUCGGUUCAUCGCAAAUCUAGUGCCGACUAGCAGUGUGUUCACGUUCCACGUCGCGCAACCUAGUGAGGCCUUGUUGGGUCGCGCACCGAUUGUGCCCGCUGGUCGAUGCGUGGGAGGAGGCUCCUGCGUAAACUUCAUGGUGUACACUAGGGCUGCAGCGUCGGACUACGAUGAUUGGGAGACUGUUCAUGGGAAUACGGGCUGGGGCUCAAAAGAUCUGAUUCCUUUGCUCCAAAAGGUCGAGACGUAUCAAGAUGAUCUUAGCGCCAGAGAAGAGGGAAUGCACGGUGAUUCCGGUCCUAUCAAAGUCUCUUUUGGUGGGGUAGCCACGGAAGUAGGGAAGCAAUUUAUGGAGACCGCUCGUGCAUAUGACAAGAAGCAUGGAGUAACGGUCGAUAGCAAUGACUUUCUGACCAUAAACGCCUAUUCGCGCUGGAUGAAGUACAUAGAUGCGAAGUCCGGAAAGCGGUCCGAUGCUGCUCACCACUUUAUAUACAAUCAAGAAAGUGCAGAUAGCAACCUACAUGUACUUGCAAACGCUGCCGUGCAUCGGAUUAUUAUCAAGGAACAUCGCGCUAUCGGUGUUGAAUACGCUGAUUCUUCCGAUCACAGUUCUAAGCUCAAUAGUGUAUACGCUAAGCAACUCGUUGUUGUCUCUGCAGGAGCAUUCGGUUCUCCGGCGAUCCUGCAACGCUCUGGGAUCGGUGCCAGUCAACUUCUCAAGAAACUAGAUAUCAACGAGCAAGUAGACCUUCCGGGCGUAGGCGAGAACUACCAGGACCACAAUCUUGGCUUCGCGACCUACUUCGUACCCGAUCGCACGGAAACUCUCGAUGUCUUCAGCGGUCAUCUCGGAGAAGACGAGUUGAAGAGUUAUGUGGACAGAUGGGGACAACAUGGUGAUGGCUUACUGGCUACUAAUGGCAUCGAUGCUGGCAUCAAACUUCGCCCAAAUGAGGACGACCUUAAAGAACUAGGGCCUAACUUCACCAGGAUCUGGAACAACUACUACAAAGAUGCACCAGACAAGCCUGUUAUGAUGUAUGUGCCGUUCGCUAGUCAUUACGGGCCCGUGCCUGAUCCCAACGGAAAGUAUAUGUCGAUGUUAUGGUUCCCAGAAUACCCCGAGUCAAUAGGGAGACUGCACAUCACUUCGGGUGAUGAUUGGAGACAGCCCCUCUAUUUCGAGCCGGGCUACUUGACUGAGCCGGCAGAUCUUGAUAUUCUUAGAUGGGCGUACAAAAGGUCGAGAGAAGUAGCACGACGUAUGCCACUCUAUAGAGGCGAGGUUCAGCAAGGACACCCGACGUUCUCCCCGAAUAGCGAGGCAGCUUGCGUCUCUCGCGAUGGCCCUGUCCCAGUAGACGCACCUGAUAUUGCUUAUACCGCAGAGGAUAAUGAAGCAAUCCACGACUUCCUGCGUAAUACCGUUUUGACUUGGAAGACAGAUGGGCACAUGCGCCAUGAAGCCAAGGGACAGAGGAGGCGUAGUAGACCCGAGGCUCAACGUGUAUGGGAUGACAAACUUGAAAGUCGCUGGUCAGUACAUAUUUCCCUCUACGCUGAGCUGAACCAAACGCUUACCGACCUCCCUCCAGAUCUCUCCAUAUGCCCUAGCAACGUUUCUGCCAAUACCUACAACACCGCCCUCGGUAUCGGCGAGAAAGCGGCGGUCAUAAUUGCAGAUGACUUGGGCAUAAAGUUGGCUGUUUGA
Messenger RNA from Pleurotus ostreatus (oyster mushroom), 1881 nucleotides. RefSeq lists its product as uncharacterized. The transcript is spliced from 16 exons. Gene Ontology annotation, molecular function: flavin adenine dinucleotide binding; oxidoreductase activity, acting on CH-OH group of donors. The record is from RefSeq and is a predicted model, not a curated record. Bases 1 to 1881 code for a protein of 626 amino acids. Lineage: Eukaryota; Fungi; Basidiomycota; Agaricomycetes; Agaricales; Pleurotaceae.